Messenger RNA from Dromiciops gliroides (monito del monte), 348 nucleotides. RefSeq names its product 60S ribosomal protein L30-like. The coding region runs from base 1 to 348 and encodes 115 amino acids. The transcript has a single exon. Lineage: Eukaryota; Metazoa; Chordata; Mammalia; Microbiotheria; Microbiotheriidae. Gene Ontology annotation, cellular component: cytosolic large ribosomal subunit. Gene Ontology annotation, molecular function: RNA binding; structural constituent of ribosome. The record is from RefSeq and is a predicted model, not a curated record.
AUGGUGGCCACAACGAAAAUGAAAAGGUCACUGGAGUCCAUUAACUUGAGGCUCCAGCUGGUGAUGAAAAGUAGCAAAUAUGUCCUAGGCUACAAAGAGAUCCUGAAAAUGAUCAGACAAGGCAAAGCCAGAUUGAUCAUCUUGGCCAACAACUGCCCAGCCUCGAGGAAAUCAGAGAUUGAGUAUUAUUCCAUGUUGGGCAAAACUGGCAUACAUCACUACAAUGGCAACAACAUUGAAUUGGGUAUAGCAUGGGGGAAGUACUACAGAGUUUGUACACCGGCUAUCAUUGAUCCAGGUGAUUUGGACAUCAUUAGAAGCAUGCCAGAACAGACCAGUAAAAGGUAA